UAGUGUAUUAGUGAGCUAUGACAUUCAGCAUUGUUAAGGGUCAAUUUCCGAUGUUGAUCUGGAAUGUGCCAAGUUAUCAUGUUAUUGUUAGCUCAGCCCAUGCCGAGAUAAAUAUCUGCUGUGCCACAGCCCCGUCGAGACUUUGCUCUUGUGUAUCCGACACGCCGCUGUGUCACCUGCACCUGCACUCGAUCGGGUCGUAGGGGUAAGGACCUCUCGCAGAUAAACUGCAAACGACAGUUCAAUCCAUUGAUCUGAUUUUGGAUCCAGGCAGAAAAUACAACAUAAUUUCCAGUCUGUUAUAAGCCAGGUCCACCUGCUGCUGCGAGGUCUACACUUGUACAGCUCGCUGGGUUUUAACAUUCAUCUAUAUUCGAGGGGAAAGACCUCCAUGUGUGGAAAUAUAAGUCAACGAUCGCAGCAUUAGCCAGGCGUAACGCUGUCCCAUUGAUCAGCUGAUGUGAUGCGUGAUGUAUUUUUGCGUGAGGUCGUGACGGAGGUGGAGCCCGCUCAGAAAACAAGCCCCGACAAAGCUAGCGCAGCAGGCAAACCAGAGUCCAGAGCAACGAUGGACGGUGGUCAGCCCAGCAUGGACAAGGUUCUUACUGCCCUCGGGAGUAACGGACGCUACCACACAGUACAGUUCUGCUUUCUCUGCGCCCUCAUCGUCUGCUCCAACUUCAGCAUCAUGAACUUCGUAUUUGUAGCCAGAGACGUGUCGCACGUGUGCUCUCCGCCAUUGUCGUCAGCCGCUACAUACAGUGUUGGAGGGUACAACGUCACAGACACAAGCGCUGCACAUGACAGCGUUGUCAGCAAUGACUCUAGUAUCAUCUACGAAGAAUGUAGAAUUAUCUCCCCUGGCAACACUUCCGCCAUCACGCCGUGCACAAAUGGUUGGAUCUACAGCGAGCGUAAAGACGCGUCAAUCGUGUCCGAGUGGGACCUUGUCUGCGGCAAGGAAGUGUUUUCUCGCCUUAGUCAGUCGGUGCUAAUUGCUGGUCAAAUCUUCGGAGGGGUUAUCUUCACCAAGUUAGCUGACAGAUUCGGGAGGCGGAUCCCGCUAAUAAUAAGCCUGGUCAUCUUGUGCUUUGCGUCACUCGCCCUGGCAUUUUCCACAGAUAUAUACGUCUUCAUUGUGUUGAGAUUUUUCGCUGGAUUUGCACAAAUGGCUUUGUUGAUGAUAAGGACGACAAUGGUUAUGGAACUGUAUCCCACGGAGAGUCGACGACUGAGGGGAUCAAUAUACGUCACUGUGUGGAUGACGUCGUCGGUGAUGCUGGCGCCGUUGGCAUACUUUCUUCGUCAUGAGUCGUGGCGGAUCCUGCAGUAUGCGUUGUUUGGACUGACGGUUAUAUCUCUCUGCUUCGUGUGGGUGAUCGACGAGUCAUUACGGUGGCUUCAUGUCAAUGGGAGAAGGGCCGCCAUUGUGAAGAUACUGAAGCGUGCUGCUAAACUCAACCGGCUUGACGUCAGGGCGGUUCUUGAAACUUUGCACAUGCCAAAUAACGAAAUGACUGUACACGCUGAUAUUGACAACGAUGUAUCACGAACAUUAACGGAAACUCACGAAGAGCAGUGUUCUACACAACAGUGUCAUAAAACAGUAGCAGUGACCGAUGAAUGUCUGAAUGAUACAAGUGACGGGCUUCAAAACACAAAAUUCUCAUUCAAGGAUAUUAUAUACAACAAACACUUAAUGAUCAACUUUGCCUUGCUGUCGUGGUUAUGGAUGACAGCGACGUCAACGUAUUUCAGCCUCUACUUGACGUCCAACACUCUAGCCAGCGACGUCUACCUCAACUUCGUCCUCAACUCGGUGUCCGACUUUCCAUCCGGGUUCCUUUUUUGGCUUCUCUCAGACAGAGUCGGCAGGAAGAAAACAUUUACGAUAUUUUACCUGAUGUCCGGGUUUGGUCUUCUUGCCUCCACCAUUAUAAAACUUGUUACAGCCAGCGUGUCGUGGCAUAUCGUGGCCACGGUGUGCGCCUUUGUGGGGAGAGUGUUCAUUGGUGCGACUUUCGUGUCAUUGCUUCUAUUUACUACUGAGGUCUAUCCCACAAAUGUGCGGAACAUUGGGCUUGGAAUAAAUUCGACAACGGGUAGGAUAGGAUCUCUAGUCGCCCCUUUUACGGCCAUUUUGAUGAAACAAAUUCCCUGGCUCCCCGGUGUGUUGAUGGCCUCCUUCUGCUUCCUGUCCGCCCUCGCUGUAGUCCUCCUGCCAGAGACGAGGGGGACGGAGCUGCCCAACACGAUACAGGAGGUAGAGGACAUGUACAAGAGGACCAGAGACAGAAGGUCCCCCUCCGGCACUGGACAGGACACAUCUAUAUAAACCAAGGGGACAUUAAGGAGGCCCAGAGACAGAAGGUCCCCCUCCGGCACUAGGCAGGACACAUCUAUAUAAACCAAGGGGACAUUAAGGAGGCCCAGAGACAGAAGGUCCCCCUCCGGCACUAGGCAGGACACAUCUAUAUAAACCAAGGGGACAUUAAGGAGGCCCAGAGACAGAAGGCCUCCUCCGGCACUAGGCAGGACACAUCUAUAUAAACCAAGGGGACAUUAAGGAGGCCCAGGGACAGAAGGCUGUACAUAACCUACAAUUUUGAUAAAUUGAAUGGUUCGAGCUAGUCACGAGAAACGAUCCUAAAUGAUAAUCCGAGUUUGAAUAAAAAUAUUUCAUGCAUCGAUAGAUAGUGUAUUCGGCGCAUUACAAAUAUCCAUUAUUAUGAUUGUGAUUAUUAGUAUUAUCAACACGGUUGAUCUUCUAUGCGACGUCGACCAUGUGCCAAUGGUACCACAAGGAAACACUCCUGGAAAACACCUCACUAAGGAAUAAACAGGGAAUCAGGUCUUCACAUCAAGUGACGCGGGGGAAAUGAAAUUAACACAAAU
Messenger RNA from Haliotis rufescens (red abalone), 2895 nucleotides. RefSeq names its product solute carrier family 22 member 6-A-like. NCBI's taxonomy places the organism in Eukaryota, Metazoa, Mollusca, Gastropoda, Lepetellida, Haliotidae. The coding region runs from base 464 to 2335 and encodes 623 amino acids. The transcript has 11 exons. The record is from RefSeq and is a predicted model, not a curated record. Gene Ontology annotation, biological process: transmembrane transport. Gene Ontology annotation, molecular function: transmembrane transporter activity.